Messenger RNA from Trichoderma harzianum CBS 226.95, 396 nucleotides. RefSeq lists its product as hypothetical. The transcript has a single exon. The record is from RefSeq and is a predicted model, not a curated record. NCBI's taxonomy places the organism in Eukaryota, Fungi, Ascomycota, Sordariomycetes, Hypocreales, Hypocreaceae. The coding region runs from base 126 to 347 and encodes 73 amino acids.
GUAUCAAAGCCAAUAAGAUGAAAGACACACCAAAAAUUUCCAACUUGCGUAUAAGUCCCCAUCCCGCAUUUCCGCUAUUACCCCAGACCAACCUUCACUAAAAGAUCCAUCUCAGACGUGGGGAAAUGACCAAACAGUUUCUCUUUAGCUUCUCUUUAGCACCGGCCCGCGUUUCCAGCCACAUCUCCACGCGGGAGCAUCGUUUCUUUUUUUCUUCCUUUGCUUUAACCUAUUCGACUUUUGCCCCUCACGCACGAGCCGAGGCAAGAUCCCGUCUAUAUGCGUGUGUCAGGUCAAGACUCGACUUGGUGGCGCAUAAUGUGAGGAGAGGACGUCCUGUCUUAUAAAAUAGCACGUCGUUUGCCACUCACCAUCCACAUUGUAUUUAUGAGUGAU